Messenger RNA from Harpegnathos saltator (Jerdon's jumping ant), 721 nucleotides. RefSeq lists its product as uncharacterized. The transcript is spliced from 3 exons. The coding region runs from base 1 to 609 and encodes 202 amino acids. The record is from RefSeq and is a predicted model, not a curated record. NCBI's taxonomy places the organism in Eukaryota, Metazoa, Arthropoda, Insecta, Hymenoptera, Formicidae.
AUGGCCGUGACGCAGGGAUGCCAGAACACACUUGUCAGAAGGAUCGGAGUUAGAGAUGCUAGUAGACUCGGAUCUCGUGCGGCCUUUUCGGGUCGUAAAUCCGAACCGAGCAACCCGAGCAACGCUCAAGACCUGCCCUUUCGGACUCAACGGCCAGCAAGAUGCCACAGUAAAAAGGAAACUGUGGCCAAGCAAACGAAAGUGCUGAGCUCUGUCACGCUAGAGGCGACUGAGUCGUUCCUGCGGCGAAACGCCGAUGUCCUGUGGACGCUUGAAACGAGAGCUCAGCGUGCUCAAAGACGCGAUCGCGUCGCUGGUCAAAUCGCCAAGAUCCUUGACGGAUACUUGGAAGAGAGAGAGAGUUCGCAAACUCCGAAGGAAACGGCAACGCCGCUCCUAAAAGCCAAGUUCCUUGACGGACGCUUGGAAACAGAGAGUUCACCUGUCUCACACGAAGGCGACCAAAGCCCGCUCCUGAAGCGUGGCAACGCAGGGAACUCACAGCUGAACAUAGUAGAUUCCAACCAUAAAGCUUCAACCCAGCAGGGUAUAUUAGCACCGCAGUCAACUCAGCAGAGUGUAGAGUGCGUUGGUUUGAAUCUCGACUAAGCACUAAAACUGCUCUAGGAAAGCCUAGAGAGAUCGUUGGUAAAGACGGGCGCUACAAGUCGCACAGACCAGACACCAGGGAUUACCACAAUCGGCGUUAGACCAUGCGAAG